Messenger RNA from Closterium sp. Naga37s-1, 996 nucleotides. NCBI's taxonomy places the organism in Eukaryota, Viridiplantae, Streptophyta, Zygnematophyceae, Desmidiales, Closteriaceae. The record is from the annotation of a GenBank genome assembly.
AUGGGUCGGGAAAUCCGUAAGUCCGAGGAAGCGCGUGUCCCUCACGCGCCCCGCUCACGCGCAACGCAGACAGCAGCAGCCCGCGGCGGUCCAGGCGGGGCGAAGAUCGUUUCAGCCGUUGGCUUUCCCCUCGUCCGCUCCUCCGCCUCUGACGGCGCCGGCGCCGGUGCCACCACGAGCGCCAUCACGCCGGCCGGCAGCGCGCCAAUCAAGUACCACGGCGGGCCGGUGGUGGUGGGCACACCGACGGUGAACAUUUACCACAUAUACUACGGCAGCUGGGGGUCGGGGUCGGGCAAGGACGUGAUCGACGCGUUCGUGCAGGCGCUGAGCAGCGACUCGGGCAGCCAGGGCAGCGCGGCGGACGCGAGUGUGAAGGCGUGGUGGGCCAUCACGGCCGCGUACUACCAGCAUCGCGGAAAAGGCGAGGACGCUGGUGGGACGAAGAACGUGAGCUCCAAGGUUCGCCUCGCGGGGACUGUGAACGACAACUAUUCGUGCGGCAAGCAGCUGUCAGACAACGACGUGCUCACCAUUGUGAAGAGCAAGGUGGGGGCGGGCAAGCCAUUGGCGCUGGACCCACAGGGCCUGUACGUGGUGCUCACCAGCGCCGACGUCACCCUCAAGGGCUUCUGCUCCGAGUACUGCGGGUGGCACACGCAGGACUCGCUCAACUCCACGCCACUGCGCUACGCCUUUGUGGGGCACCACGGGCAGUGCCCCGACGCAUGCGGGGUGGAGAGCACGUCACCCAACGGCAAGCCUGCCAUCGACGCCACGAUCUCCACGCUCGCGCAUGAGCUCACCGAAGAUACGAAUGCGGGGUGGUUUGACGACAACGGCGAGGAGAAUGCAGACAAGUGCUCGUGGAACUACGGCAGUACCAAGAGGGGAUCGCUGCAGAACGGGCAGAGCUAUGAGUACAAUCUGGUGGGGUUGAACGGGAUGAAGUUCCUCGUGCAGCUCAACUGGGACCGCUGUGAAGAUGAAGUGUGA